This is a messenger RNA of Tribolium madens (black flour beetle), 1451 nucleotides long. RefSeq lists its product as uncharacterized. Lineage: Eukaryota; Metazoa; Arthropoda; Insecta; Coleoptera; Tenebrionidae. The record is from RefSeq and is a predicted model, not a curated record. Bases 77 to 1375 code for a protein of 432 amino acids. The transcript is spliced from 2 exons.
UCCUAGGUGAAAUGUCAAAUUGAAUUAAUUAAUUUUUUGUCAGUUUUCUCAAAAUUUACGUUGAUCAAAAUUUUAAAUGGCGGAAGACGAAAUAGCCGAUGAAGUCAUCACCGACACUGACGAACCCAACAAUGAACCUCCUCAAGAAUCCCCCAAUGAGGAGGAGGAAGAAGAUAUUCCCGAAGAUGUCGAAGAAGGUGCUGGUUAUCCUCCUCCACCACCCCAACCACCGAAAAACAAAACAUGGUGUAAUACUCGAAUUGACGAACUUUCAACCCCUAACAAGCGAAUUUUUCUCGCAUUAUGGAACGAACACGCUUACCACCUUCCUAAAGAAAAAGUGAAAAAUUUGAAGGAGUUAUUACAGCAACUAUACGCCAUGUCUCCAGAGGAAACUGCGAAAUAUUUUGCAGAAUUGCGAGCCGAGGCUAAAGCAGCAGCAAUGCGAAAGAAAUUGAAGCAAAAGCUUCGGAAAUACCUCCAGGAGAAACACCACCAAAAGCAAAGACAAAAGGCUUAUAAACUGUUUAAAAGGUUGCUAAAAUGUGGCAUUUCGUACGCUGUUGCCAACCCUGUGCCUCCUCUAGUUUCGAUCCGUUUGAGAUACCUUUCGGACAUUAUUUUAGAACAGUUGUGUGUCUUGAGAAAAGUCAACAUUCCGAGUCGGGAAAACCCCGACAAGUUAGGAAAUUUUUUAAUUUCGGUGGCAGACUGGAUGGCAAUUGCCGUCGAAAGGCUAUACUACGCCGCCCAAUUGUCAAUCAACGAAAUAAUAUGUCAAGAUUACCAAGACCAAUUUCUUGACAGUACAACCUACGAUGAUUUUACUUAUUCUCUAAAUCCAACAGUUGAUGCAGGCCAACCUAUAGGCACUUCCACGCCCAAAGGGUCUCUAGAUAUGGGCCAACCUGUGGCCGCUUCCACUCCCAAAGGGUCCCUAAAUUUCGGCCAACCCGUGGGCACGUCAACACCUAAAGGAUCUCUAAAUUUUACUAAACCGAAGGGUACUUCCACCCCUAAGGGGUCACGUGAUUUAGCAAAACCAACGCCGGGUAACACGUAUCAACAAGCCAUUACAGGCACUCCUGCAAAAAAUCAAACAGAGAGAAAUACACAUCAACAGCCGUAUUAUAGUAUGCUUGCAAACGAAACAACCCAAUUCACCACCCCAAAAACAAAAUCUAAAGUACCUUACUACACUUUUAGUGAUAUGAGGACAACUACGGGUGAAAAAACAAUGAUGGGAGAUAAAACAUUACUAGAAAUGCCUCCUUAUGGUUUUAAAAAUGUCGCCUCGGGUAGAAAUAAUACGGUAGGUGGGUCUGCGAAAAAACAACCCAAAUCUGACACAAAACGUCUUAAUAAAACGAAAUAAAUUAUUUUGGUACCAAAUAUGUAUUUGUAAUGUAUUUUUUGUUAUGUCAUUCAGUUAAUAAAACGUCUAAAAAGGA